Molecule: messenger RNA, 1215 nt
Organism: Aspergillus ibericus CBS 121593
Lineage: Eukaryota; Fungi; Ascomycota; Eurotiomycetes; Eurotiales; Aspergillaceae
Product: kinase-like protein
Exons: 6
Coding region: 1-1215 (404 amino acids)
Biological process (GO): spliceosomal complex assembly; regulation of mRNA processing; protein phosphorylation
Molecular function (GO): ATP binding; protein kinase activity
Source: RefSeq, a predicted model, not a curated record
AUGCUCAGAUUUGAAUCCGCUGUUCAGGUCAGCAAUUGGACAUCCUCUACUGAUGUUAUUCAGUGGCUGGUGGUCUCCGUUGAAGCGGGUGUCCCGGCCGUCCCCCGUGUGUUUCCUACUUCUAGAUUCGAGGUCAUCGACUCAGCAGAGGCAGUUGAAGAGGAGACUUUACCUACCUACAGAGCUGAGAAAUAUUACCCUGCUCGGCUUGGAGAAGUCCUGGAUGGCCGGUAUCAGAUCCUGGCCAAAUUGGGGUACGGUGUCACGUCUACAGUUUGGCUCGGUCGUGAUCUAAGUGAUUCCAAGUACGUCGCCUUAAAACUUUAUGUAUGCGGUACCGAGAGAAACCACGAACUUGAUGUAUAUGACCGCAUAAAUACAGUCGAGUCAGACCACAUGGGACGAUCUUUCAUACGUAAACUCUGGGAUCAUCUCUUCCUUAAUGGUCCGCAUGGCCGUCAUGUCUGUCUCGUUCAUCAACCACUCGGGCUUAGUGUUGAUCAAUUCCUGUAUUUCUUACCGGGGAAAGUGAUGAGCCUUGAGGAUCUCAGGCCUUGUUUACGGCAAGUACUAGGUAUACUGGACUUUCUUCACACUGAUGCACACGUCAUACAUACUGGUAGGUUCCUCUCGGGCCUUGAAGAGUCGGAGCUCGAGGCACCAUCACCCAGAAAGGUACUUGACCAGGGCCGCACAAUCCACACCAGUCAACUUGUUGUCCCAAGCAAUGGAUUACCAUUACUCAGUGACUCUGGCGAGGCUCGAUUCAGUGAGGAAGAGCAUAAUGAAGAUAUCAUGCCAAAUGUAUACAGGGCGCCUGAAGUGGUGCUGAAACUGAACUGGGACAGUAAGGCUUGGGACCUUGUUUGUAAUCGGACUCUAUUCAGCGGCACAGACAGUAACGGUGUUUUUGAUGACCGAGUCCAUCUUGCGGAGAUGAUCGCAAUCCUGGGUCUCCCUCCAAUUGAGUUCACCAAGCGAAGCAAAGUCGGGUCAGUAUUUUGGCAUGACAACGGCAAAUGGAAAGACCUCGCGCCAGUGCCUCAUAUGACCCUUGAGAAACGGGCAAUCAACAUUCAGGGACAUGACCAGGGCGGAUUUUUGCGAUUCAUGCGAAGGGCAUUGAAAUGGACCCCCGAAGACAGGCCCACCGCUCGAGAACUCUUGUUCGAUGAGUGGCUAAUGAAGGGAUUGGGAUUUCGCGAUCGGAAAUAG